This is a messenger RNA of Cooperia oncophora, 129 nucleotides long. The record is from the annotation of a GenBank genome assembly. Lineage: Eukaryota; Metazoa; Nematoda; Chromadorea; Rhabditida; Trichostrongylidae.
AUGGGUGCGAAACAAUGGGAAGACGUAACCUGCCUGAACUUCACUGAAGAUAAAGACAAAAAAGCUGAAAACAGUAUUGUUUUAAUCAGUGAGGAUGGCUGCUGGUCAUAUGUAGGACGAGUCGGUUGU